Aethina tumida (small hive beetle) is the source of this 3214-nucleotide messenger RNA. RefSeq names its product DCN1-like protein 3 (gene SCCRO3). The transcript is spliced from 4 exons. Bases 605 to 1585 code for a protein of 326 amino acids. Lineage: Eukaryota; Metazoa; Arthropoda; Insecta; Coleoptera; Nitidulidae. Gene Ontology annotation, cellular component: ubiquitin ligase complex. Gene Ontology annotation, biological process: positive regulation of ubiquitin-protein transferase activity; protein neddylation. Gene Ontology annotation, molecular function: ubiquitin conjugating enzyme binding; cullin family protein binding; ubiquitin-like protein binding. The record is from RefSeq and is a predicted model, not a curated record.
UUCGUCUGGAACAAUUGCCGUAAUUUCAUACACGAUCAAACAGCUGGAAAUGUCAAGAAACGAAUCGAGUUGAACCUUUUUUUAUUAAAGUGGACACACAUAAGUUGUGAGUUUAUUAACAGUACAUUUAAGUUAAAUAAUCAAAUGACUAAAAUGUAAGGAAAAAAUCACUUUCAAGAAAUUCAACGGAAAGUGUAGAAGUGCAAGAAAUUCUUAAGCCCGUUAAGUGUCAAAAGAUGUGUUUUUAUUAUUACCCAGUGGAAAACCUUAAAUUUGUUUAUAGUUGAUUCAAUACGUUUUUGUAUAUAAGGAAAUAUGAUUCCAAUUCCGCGCAGACAAGCACAAACCUGUUUAGUUUCGCGCUGUUUACGUGGGCCGACGAAUAUUUAUAUGUGAAAUUCUCUGCGUGAAAAGGUAAAUAAACAGUGGUGGUGAUGGUUUUAACGAGACUCCACUAAGAAACGUUAAAUAACACGAAACAACUGCGGGUAUAGGUCACAUGCGUUUUUAAAAUUGAUGUGAAACACCUGGGCAAUGCCAUUGAGCUUAUCAGAGAGACGGUGGAGGAGACCCGCAAGGUUUGGUUUGUUGUUUUUGCCCUCAAAUGGGCAAUUGCCUGACCUGUUUCAAGGAGCCUGCAUCUACGGCCCUGGACAGCACUACCCCAAACUGUCAUAAAGAAGAAAUGACCGAGGCAGCUCGUCUGUAUCCAGCGCCGAGUCAUGUGCCAGCGUCCUGCGCCCCAACGGACGCGACCCAACUGAGCAACGGUAAUCACCUGGGCGGCGGCCUGGGAUCAGUUCUCGGAUCGACCGGUGUGCCGCCCGUACUGUCAGACAUCGCCGCCUCGGCGCCUGCCAUCACCAAAUUUUACCCGACUGUCGGACGACGCGUCCAAAGCAAAAGCGCCCCCGCCAUGGGUACCACGGACAGCAAACCGUCCGAUUCUCGGUUGAACGCUCUCUUCGAGACGUACAAGGACGAGUGCGAGGACACGAUCCUCGCGGAAGGCAUCGAACAAUUGUGCAAGGACCUGCAGGUGUCGCCAGACGACUUCAAAGUGCUGGUGCUCGCGUGGAAGCUGAACGCCGAACAGAUGUGUCGAUUCACGCGGGUCGAAUUUGUGAAUGGUCUGAGGUCGAUGAGGGCCGAUUCGAUUAAAAGUAUUCAAACUAGGUUGCCGGAAGUGGUGGCCGACGUUGAACAGAACGACGAGCAAUUCAAAGACCUUUACAGAUUUACCUUCCGGUUCGGCUUGGACACGGCGGCCGGCCAACGAAUCCUGCCCACUGACAUGGCGACGGUACUUUGGCGGCUCGUGUUCACGGUCAGGGAGCCGCCUAUACUUGGCCGUUGGCUACGUUUCCUCGACACACACCAAUCAAUCAGGGGUAUACCGCGCGACACGUGGAACAUGUUCCUCAACUUCGCCGAAGCGGUCGGUGACGAUCUCAGCUGUUACGACGACAACGAAGCCUGGCCCAGUUUGUUCGACGAUUUCGUCGAAUACGAGAACGACCAAGCGAACCAAAACAUCUCGAAGGAGAAGGAAUGUGACGAUAGGCUCAUUCAACAGGACAAUUGAGAAUGUGCCGAUUAAAUUGAAAUGUCGCACGAUACGAUAAGAGUGCCACUUCGCAUGUUUCGUGUGGAUGAACAUUUCCCAAUUUCGUUUCGUUGCUUGCCGAAUUCUGAGCCAUUUUCAAUUUACAUAAAACUAAUAUUUUUGUAUGACACGUCGGCUAAUAGUGUGGCAAUCCUUACUGUAUCGUGACCAAGACUGACAGAAACAUAUACAAAUAAGUGUGCACGUUUCUUAAUGUUCAGAUGUAUAGAUUAAAGAAUGCUUGUGGUGGAUUGUUUCGAAAAUUUGUUCCAUCAGUUUUCGGUACGGUCGAGCCAUUAGUUAUCAGUCUUGUAAGUUACAUUCGUGAUAUUACUUAGAUGUUUAAGGGUAAGGUACAAAAAGUGUUCGGUUGGGAAUUUUCACUUAAAUAUAUUUUAUGGCGCAAACAAUUAUAAGGAAUUGUUACCCAACCAUGACGAACCAUCUGCUUUGUUCUGAUCAAAUCAGAUACCUCUCUACACAAACCGUUACAUCACGUCACAAAAGGUUUGGCGUUCAGAUUGGUGAUCCACAAAAUUACUGCAAAAGUAUUUUCAAAAACAAAACAUAGUUAUAGGUAUUAAAGAAAUAUUUUUAAUAAAAAUCCGUCGAUUCUGCUUCGUCGUCCCAAAAAAUGUUUAUGUACAAAUUUGAUGAUGGAGUAGCAAACGGGCGAAUGGGAUUUUUUUCGUUUAUUUAACAUGGAUGUUACUUCAUUUAUUAUUCGUCCGUCACGCUACUUUUCCGGUGUGUAUCAUUCUAAACUUGACUCUUUAUGUUGCUUUAGAUGUAUUGUGAUGUUUCGUUUAAUGAGAGUGAUAUUAGGCAAACAAAAACAUGUGCCUGUGCAUUUCUUUUUUCAACAGCAAAUGUUUUGUUCAUUUCGUUCUGCAUACGCGGCCAUUUCUUAUCUUAAGUAUUUCAGAGCCGUCCAAAAUUACAAAAAAGAAAAUAAAAAAUGAAUCAGUAAUAUUGAAUAUUAUGCAUCUACUAUUCAGUUUCGUUUGGAAAUGGCCUACAAAUGUCAGUAUAAGUAUCAUAGAACAAGUAAUUUUAUUACUGAAGAAACAAAAACAGUUUUGAUAUAUAAUUGUCAGUGUGAAGUUACUUGUUUGUGUGCAUCUGUUGUGGUUGUCCCCCCAUAAAUGGUCAUGUUCUUUUUUGUGAUAUUUUAUUAUCAGUACAAGAAAACAUUCAAUUUUCUUGCGCAGAUGAUUUAUAAAAGCACUAUCAAUAAUUACUUACAUGAGUGUGCAUAAAUACAGUAAGUUUUAAUGUCUCAUAGUAUACAUUUAUUUUAUUACAAAGAUGUGGUUUGUAGAAAUAAGUUUUAACAUUCAAUUUUAGUGCAAUAAUGACUCAACACUCGUGUAACUAAUUUUUCAACCUGAAAGAUAUAUUUUUAUUGGAGUUUCUGAAAAUGCUUCAUUUUUUGAGUGUAUUUGUCUUGGAUAUAAGACUGAAAUUUUUGUCUUUUAGGUGCUGAUAAGAGAUUAUUCGAUUGUCAUCAUUUUUAAUAGUUUAAACGAGAAUAUUUAUUUAGUUUUUUUAAUUGUAGAUAUUACUGUAUAUUUGAAUGUUUUGUGAAUAAAGGAUUAUUAUGAACAA